Fusarium pseudograminearum CS3096 is the source of this 1128-nucleotide messenger RNA. RefSeq lists its product as uncharacterized. The record is from RefSeq and is a predicted model, not a curated record. NCBI's taxonomy places the organism in Eukaryota, Fungi, Ascomycota, Sordariomycetes, Hypocreales, Nectriaceae. Gene Ontology annotation, biological process: protein N-linked glycosylation; cell wall mannoprotein biosynthetic process. Gene Ontology annotation, cellular component: mannan polymerase complex. Bases 1 to 1128 code for a protein of 375 amino acids. Gene Ontology annotation, molecular function: alpha-1,6-mannosyltransferase activity. The transcript has 2 exons.
AUGGCUCGUCCCAUGGGGGCUGUUCGUCUCAAGAAGACGAAUCCCAUCACCCUUGCGCUCGGAGCGAUCCUGUGCAUCUUCAUCAUCGUCUUCCUUGUCUCGCCUUCGGGCAAAUCCGUCACCACUGGACGGUUCGAAUCCGUAACCGCAGAGCAUCAUUUGUCGCCGCCGACUUCACCGUACCGAAAGUCAAAAUCCCGAUCUGGCGUGCCUCUCAAGCCACCACCCGUCGUGCAUUACAACCUUAACAAUGUAAAUACUACCACCACGCCCAUCGAGAACCGCGAAAAUGUUCUCAUUCUGACUCCCAUGUCUCGAUUCUAUCCCGGCUACUGGGAGAAUCUUUUGCGACUGAACUAUCCUCAUGAACUUAUCACCCUGGGUUUCAUCCUGCCCAAGACCAAGGAGGGCAACCAAGCCACCGCCGAAUUGCAGGAGUCUAUCCACAAGACGCAGAAGCAUGGCCGCGAAGCUGAAAGGUUCAAGAGCAUCAUUAUUCUGCGACAAGAUUUUGAGCCUGCCAUCAUAUCUCAGGACGAAAGCGAGCGUCACAAACUCAAGAACCAAAAGGCCCGCCGUGCAGUCAUGUCCAAGGCUCGCAAUUCUCUGCUAUUUACUACUCUCGGUCCGGAUACCUCCUGGGUUCUGUGGCUGGAUGCCGAUAUUAUCGAGACACCGCCGACACUGAUCCAGGAUCUCGCUUUCUUUGACAAGCCGCUCAUUGUCCCCAACUGCUUCCAGCGAUACUACGACGAGGAGCACAAACAAAUGGCUGAGCGCCCGUACGACUUCAACAGCUGGCAAGACAGUGAGACGGCCCAGGCUCUUGCUGCCAAGAUGGGCCCUGACGACAUUCUCCUCGAGGGCUACGCCGAAAUGCCUACAUAUAGAAUGCUCAUGGCAUACCUGGCGACCGAGGGCGGCGAUCGCAACAUGGUCUUACCACUCGAUGGCGUUGGGGGCACUGCCCUCCUAGUUAAGGCCGACGUUCAUCGUGAUGGUGCCAUGUUCCCUCCAUUCUCCUUUUACCAUCUCAUCGAGACCGAGGGAUUCGCCAAGAUGGCGAAGCGAUUAGGCUGGCAGCCGUGGGGUCUUCCCAACUACAAGAUCUACCAUUACAACGAGUAG